AUGGCAAAUCGAAUGAAGCCUAAAGUAACACUUACCAGACUUAGGAGCAUGGGCGCGGCGCGAGGCACGGGCGCACUCCUUCAACUAAAUAAAUCCCUUCAGAAAUAUCGCCUCACGCGUCUCCAUUUCCGUAAUAAAACCACAAAGCAUUUAGCUCGAACUCGACAAGAGACGUCCGUCCACAGAGGCGUUGCUAGGAGCGUGAAACAAAAGACAGCGCGGGGCGCGGGCGGAGUGAGCUCGCCGCAGGAGCGACUCGCGGCGCCAUCUAGCGGCCGCGCGCGGCUAGUUUCGGGCUGCGGACGGGAACACUAUCACUGUUAG
Leptosia nina is the source of this 324-nucleotide messenger RNA. The record is from the annotation of a GenBank genome assembly. NCBI's taxonomy places the organism in Eukaryota, Metazoa, Arthropoda, Insecta, Lepidoptera, Pieridae.